Molecule: messenger RNA, 2496 nt
Organism: Phytophthora nicotianae INRA-310
Lineage: Eukaryota; Oomycota; Peronosporomycetes; Peronosporales; Peronosporaceae
Exons: 1
Coding region: 81-2267 (728 amino acids)
Molecular function (GO): metal ion binding
Source: RefSeq, a predicted model, not a curated record
AGUUGAACUGACUGAUCAACAAGGUAUCCAUUCGACUUUCUUCCGCAUAAUUCGGUCUCACUCAGUCGAGAACGUCCGGCAUGGCGGAAGCGUCGCCGCCGAGGAAACCGGCGGCUCUACUGGAGCCAGAGCGCGCGCUGUCCAGCCAUGCUGCGAGUGUUCGAGUCGCGCUCACUCCCACUCGCUCUCACAAGAAGCGUCGCGGCCGGAAGCCCAUUAUGAGCAGCAGACGCUUCGAGAACGAGUACAUGGCGGCGUCGCCAGCGGAACUCAACGCAAUGCACAAGAUCCGCAAGCUGCACAAACGACAGGAACAAGAACAGGUCCGUACAGCCAGACAGAGGUUUGUACCGGACAGUGAGGACGAAGAGCCCUCUACUGCUUCUUCUUCCUUGAGAUUCGUGACGGUACCGCCGAAGCUCGUAACGAGCAAGUCAGAGGGACGAGCCAAUGAAUUACCGAGUCGAAGGAGACAAUUGCAGCACCAGCAGAUCCUCCAUCCUAUAACUCAAACGACAGAGAAGCCUAACUCGAGAGAAAAGCUGGUAAGAAAGCGCGUUGGUGCAGCUACAGACAUUAAUCGGAGCUUCCGAUCGCUUUCUUCGACGUCGUCACAUGCGAGUGAAGCUGCUGCAGCGGCGUUUGAACAGGGUCUGUUGUCUUCUCAGACGUUUUCGACCUCUGCGGUAUUAAGUGACGACGCACUGGAAAAGGUAGCUCGUCGAGCGAAGCAGCAGCUUGAGACGGUAUCUAAACGUCAUGAGAUGAUUGGAAAGUGGAAGCGAAUGGCACGAUCCAAGCCUGGCUGUCAGGUGUUUGAGUCCCUCAGUAAGGCCAAAGAUCAGUUCAGCGUCGUGGUCAAGAUGAACUUACCGUGCAGUCUACGAGAGAUCAUGAGUGUCUUCUCCACGGACAAUGAAGCCGAGUUCCACCGCAGUAUGGAGGCGGUUUUUGGAGAUCAGUAUGUCUACGGAGUCAAUGUACGCACUGUGGACUGCUCUACAUACACUGGAGGUGCCAAUACCUUGCCUUUUAGAGGACAUCGUCGAGCUUCUGAACCUUCAGCACGACGAGUCAGUGAAGGAGCACGUAAUUCAAGGACUCCACCGUUAAGAUCAGCCAGAUUGAAGCUGAAUGCUGUGUCUCUGAUGCAGAAGCAUCGACUAGUAUGGAAGCAGCGCAACAUGACGUUCUUGGACUAUCUGGAGGAGGAUAUUGAGAGUAAAUCGGUCACUCGAGUGAUGCAGACGAUGGAUAUGCACGACGAAGAGCUCGAGUUCAGCUCCGUCACCAUGUCGUCACCAACCACUGCGUCAAGCAGUCAGGAAAACUAUUAUCAACAUAACCAGCACGCAGACGAUUUACACCAAGAACUGAAAGGUAUUCUAGCGGGGUAUGUCAUCCAGGAAGACUCAGAGGACAAGUGCACGAGGCUUUUCUUCUACGCGACGCACCGCCAUCGCUCCACGGGUCACACACAGACAAGGAUGCCUCGCUCUGCCGUCCAACUCUUACGUGCUAUGGUCAACAAGGUCUGUCUGCUGGAGAGCGUUGUGCUGCGUCGACGCUUGGGGUAUUACCCGUUAUCUCGACUGCCUACUACACACGACGAGGCCACGAUGGCGUCGUACUGCGCUACAUGCUACACUCCGUUCAGCAUGCUACGCAAGAAAUAUUUUUGUAGAUUAUGUGGCCACUACACGUGUCGAAAAUGCUCGAGCUUGCAGGAUGUGGAGAAGACGGUGGGGACUGUGGAGAAACACCGCGUCUGUGUGUCUUGUGUGCGUCGUGUGAGCUACUGCGUGUUCAGUGUGUGUGCCUUCCCGCCCAAUGUAGCGCUCAAUGCCAGUGGCAGCAAUUGGACGUGGGCGAGAUCCCAGCAACUAACGGAGAUCGAGGCGGAGGAAGAAGAAGACGAUUUCGACCCGCCUAUUAUGGACGAUCUCGCCUCGGAGGACAUUGAAGAUGUUGAAGUACUCAAAACCCCUCAACCCGGAGCUCUUACGGGCUUUGUGACCGAUUUAUUGCACGGGAAAGACAAGAAACAGGAGCUUAAACAGCAAGAACUCGCUGCCCAAAGGAAGCAGCGACUGCAACUCACUAUUGACGACCUCGGCUCGUGGACCCCAGGACCAAUUUUUGACAACCAGAGCACGCCGAAGGAGUCGAUCUCUCUUCUUGACAGCUUCUGUACGUCGCAUUCAUCUGCCAGUUCACGAUCGCGAGACUUACCGUCGUGGCUUUCUCCUACGCCAAUGGGAGCGUAAGAUAACGAACUUAUCAAGUCAAGAUAUUUUUUACUUCCUCGAUCGAAGAGGAGAACAAGAAUGUACAUGUAGCACAGCUAGCAGCGUAUACUGUUGAGUGUAUACGUUAACCUGUACUUUCGAAUUAAACACUUUCAAGUUGAAGAUGCCCAACCUCAUGAAUACUACAACGUGUAUGAUUCAUUUUGCAUGUACACACUAGCUGGCCACUAGCGCUAGUCUUCGUGAG